Messenger RNA from Brassica napus (rape), 3368 nucleotides. Its product is annotated as probable protein phosphatase 2C 46. Lineage: Eukaryota; Viridiplantae; Streptophyta; Magnoliopsida; Brassicales; Brassicaceae. Gene Ontology annotation, molecular function: cation binding; protein serine/threonine phosphatase activity. The record is from RefSeq and is a predicted model, not a curated record. The coding region runs from base 1662 to 3065 and encodes 467 amino acids. Gene Ontology annotation, biological process: protein dephosphorylation. The transcript has 2 exons.
AAAGUUAAUAGUGGCCGUAAGUGAAAAGUAAUAGAAAGAUAGAGGACCAUAAUGCAAAAGAAAAAAGGCCAGAAAAAGUCAAUAUGAAGAAAAGGAAGGGUUAGGUGUAGAAAAUCUGAUCCAGUGAUCAGGAUUGGAUUGUCCGUCUGUCUCUGGUUACAAGCAGUGGAGCCCUUUCCCUUCUCCUUCUCCUUUUCUUUCGUGAGAGAGAGGCUCGUCUCGACGACACACACCCCCAAGUCCUUCUUCUUCUUACUUCAUUAUUUGGAUCUGAUUCGGAUCUAUCUCUCUCACUCUCACUCUCUCUCUCUCUCUCUCAGAUCUCCAUCGUCCUCUUGUAAGCUUCAUCAGACUUCUGAUCUCUUGUUACUACAAAACCCUAAAUCUCUUUGUCUAGAUUAAGAUUGCUUUCGAUUGGCAGCUUUAGUUGUGCAGAAGAAUCUCAGCUCUAUUGAAUUGCAGAUCCAUAAAGCUAAAUCCUUUCUACUUGUUUGACAUAUGUGGAGGAAGAGGAAAGAGGGUUUCUCUUUGAUGACAUGAGGGAUGUUAGCUACGUUAAUGAAACUACUGAGUGCUUGUCUCUGGCCUUCUUCCUGUUGUUUCCAUAUCCGGUCGGUGAUGUAAUAUUUAUAAAUGAUGUAAAGGGGUGGAGAUUUUCGUAUUAAUAGUCAAGAAUAAACAAGCUCGGUCAAUUACAAGAACUAAAGAUGCUCGUCUAAACAGUUCGUCUAAACAAAUAUCUUUCUAUUUUAUGGUUUGAGGUCGUCUGGGCCGAGCUCGCCUAAUGGUCGAGGUCGUCCAAGACUGUCUGUGAUGAAGAGGCGAUGCUCUCCUUUUCUGUACUUUCUGUACUUUUCUGUACUUUUCUGAGCGUCCUUUCAAUGAUUCUGACGUCUUCUAUUUAUAAUGACGUACGUUUUGUCUUCUAGCGAAAUCAUCAAUUGUUGCUUAACGGGCCGAGCCUGAUUUUGGGCUUAGCUCUUAAUGGACUGGUGCUAAGCCCAUCUCCAACAAUUGCCCCCCCCCCACAGUUCGCCAAGUGUUGAAUCUUGGUGAAUUCUUCUGGAAUCUUCUGUCUGAGAAAAUCAGGUCGGGCUCGGGAAUUGUCAGGAAAUAGGGCAACACUUUUUUCCUUUCCUAUAUAAGUGAUGGUUGGGUCUCUUAUUUUUUGUUCUUGUCCCCCAUUUGGAAGCAAGGUAAAAUUUUUUUGCUCCUUUUAUUAUUUGUGUGUGGUCAUUUGCCUUCUUUAUUUAUUAUAUUUUCUUUCUUGGUUCCUCCUUGCCGACAUAUCUUUCUUCUUCCCCUUUUUUUAUUUUAUUUUUUCUUUUUUAAAAAAAAGCAAAACAAAUCUUGUUGUUUGUCGUGAAGAGGUCCGUGCGAGAAGAAGGUUGUGGGGUUGAGCUCGUCUUCACUCUUCUCCUCCCUUUUGUCUUUAUUUUUUUUUUAAAAAAAAAGGAACAAAUCUGGUUUUGUUGUGAGGAGGUUCGUGAGAGAAGAAAGACUGUGGGGUUGAGCUCGUCUUUACUCUUCUCUUCCCUUUUUUUUUUUUUUAAAAAGGGAACAAAUCUGGUUUUGUUUGUUUAUCGUGAGGAGGUCUUGUGGGAGAAGAGAGGCUGUGGGGUUGAGCUUGUGUUCCUAGCUCGUCGACGGCGAAUCUGAGCAUGCCAAUGACGGGUCCGAGCUUGCCGACGGCGAGUCUGAGCUCGCCUCCUGUCGUCCCGAGCUUGCCAAUGGUGGAUCCGAGCUUGCCGCCUGAUGUUCCAAGUUUGUUAAUGCCGGCUCCGAGCUCGUCGACAGCGGUUUCGAGCUCGUUUCCUGUUGCUUUGAACCCGUUAAUGGUGGCUCCAAGCUUGCCUCUUGAUGUCCCUAGCUCGUCGACGGCGAAUCUGAGCAUGCCAAUGACGGGUCCGAGCUUGCCGACGGCGAGUCUGAGCUCGCCUCCUGUCGUCUCGAGCUUGUCAAUGGUGGAUCCGAGCUUACCGACGGCGAGUCUGAGCUCGCCUCCUGUCGUCCCGAGCUUGCCAAUGGUGGGUCUGAGCUUGCCGACGGCGCAUCUGAGUUUGUUAAUGGCGACUCCGAGCUCGUCGACGGUGGUUUCGAGCUCGUCUCCUGUUGUUACUUCGGGUUCGUUGUUAGUGAAAGAUUGUGGUCGAGAUGCGGAGGGCACGAGCUUGCCAUUGGUGGGGUCGAGCUCGGCUUUUGUUUUGAGUUCGCCAGUUCCUAGCUCGUUCCUAGGUUCGAGCUUGUCGCUUAAUGUUCCGAGCUUGCCAUUAUCGAUGAAGCCGUGUCAUGGUGAGGUGGGGCUGAGUUCGUCGUCUUUUGGUUCCAGCUCGUCUCUUGUUCCAAACUUAUCUUCUGUUGUAUCAAGCAUGCCUUCGGGUGGGAAGGUUGCUUGUGAGCAGCUGUCUUUGUUAGUUCGUAAGAUGGAGCUUGCUGAUGGCCGCAAGUCGUGGUCGGAGAUUGCCGAAUCUGUCAUUGCUGUUGAGUUAAGUACUCUUACUGGGAGUGAAGCAGAAGACAGGGUAAGCGCGAGUUUGAUCGAGGAAGGGACCGGGUUUCUUUUUGAUGAGCAUGGGACUAAUUUAGCGGUGGAGCCUGGUGUUGAGGGAUCGGGGUUGGUUUUAACAACACCUCUUAUUGUCCCUAGUUCGUCAUCUUUGACGAAGAAGACUAUGUUAGAAACCAUCCAGGAGCAUGAGCAGAUGCGGCUGGCGAACUUUUCCCAAACUAAGGAGUCGUCGUCGGAAACUACAAGUUCCUCUGAUGAUGAUAGUUCGUACUCGAGUUCUCGUAGUGAGAAGUCUGUGGAUAGUGCUGGUGUUGCUGGUGAAUAUGAUGACGUUUCUGAAGAUGAUAAACGAGAUGAUGACGUUGAAAGUGUUGGUGUUGAGGAUGAUGGUGAUUUCAGUGGUGAAUGUGAUGAUUCUAGUGAUGAGCAGGAUAGUUUUAGUGGUGAGCAAAGCGGUGUUAGUGGUAGUCUAGGAGUCAUUGUUGGAGAUGGGCUUAGCACCAGUCCAUUAAGAGCUAAGCCCAAAAUCAGGCUCGGCCCGUUAAGCAACAAUUGAUGAUUUCGCUAGAAGACAAAACGUACGUCAUUAUAAAUAGAAGACGUCAGAAUCAUUGAAAGGACGCUCAGAAAAGUACAGAAAAGUACAGAAAGUACAGAAAAGGAGAGCAUCGCCUCUUCAUCACAGACAGUCUUGGACGACCUCGACCAUUAGGCGAGCUCGGCCCAGACGACCUCAAACCAUAAAAUAGAAAGAUAUUUGUUUAGACGAACUGUUUAGACGAGCAUCUUUAGUUCUUGUAAUUGACCGAGCUUGUUUAUUCUUGACUAUUAAUACGAAAAUCUCCACCCCUUUACAUCA